AAUAAUCUGGCAGUUUGUUUGCCAUUAGUAAUUGAAUUGGGUUGAUGUAAAUGUUAUUAUUUCUUCUUUCUAGGUAUGGAACGAAGCGUACACAUUCUAUUAGGAGUCACCGGAAGCGUUGCAGCAAUUAAAGCCAAACAAUUAGUUCAACUAUUGCAGGAACCAAAGUCGGAAGAUGUCUUCAUCGAAGUUAAAGUGGUUGCAACAGAAAAUGCUUUACACUUCUUUUCGUUGGAGGAACUGAAAGAGAUUGCUCCGGUUUUCAGAGACGAAGACGAAUGGAAGACCUGGAAGAAAAUUCCGGAUCAAGUCCUUCACAUCGAACUAAGGAAGUGGGCAGACAUCAUGGUUGUGGAGCCACUGGAUGCGAACUCUUUGGCCAAACUAGCCGGCGGCAUCUGCGACAACCUUCUGACCUGCAUCGNAAUUAGAACUAAUAAUGACAACUUCCUCAGCACUGAAACACGAAUUGCAAGACAUCUGCGAAAAGCACACAGAGAUUUGGGAGAUGUUUGA
Molecule: messenger RNA, 516 nt
Organism: Centruroides sculpturatus (bark scorpion)
Lineage: Eukaryota; Metazoa; Arthropoda; Arachnida; Scorpiones; Buthidae
Product: phosphopantothenoylcysteine decarboxylase-like
Exons: 1
Coding region: 76-516 (146 amino acids)
Biological process (GO): coenzyme A biosynthetic process
Cellular component (GO): phosphopantothenoylcysteine decarboxylase complex
Molecular function (GO): FMN binding; phosphopantothenoylcysteine decarboxylase activity
Source: RefSeq, a predicted model, not a curated record